Molecule: messenger RNA, 885 nt
Organism: Cladophialophora carrionii CBS 160.54
Lineage: Eukaryota; Fungi; Ascomycota; Eurotiomycetes; Chaetothyriales; Herpotrichiellaceae
Exons: 1
Coding region: 1-885 (294 amino acids)
Source: RefSeq, a predicted model, not a curated record
AUGCCUUCCACCAAGUCAAAGACGGUGUCGCCUUCCGAGCUCAAUGAGCCCGAAUACAACCCUGGUCUUGCGGCACAGUAUCGCUUCAACAUGCUCUCCUUCCCCGGGCUGGAAAAGCUCAACGAGAACGACAUCAAGCUAGACGCCAAAGCAAUGGGCUUCAAGAUGCCCGAGGAGGGUGUCCUCACCGCACAACGCUUCCACGUCACUGCCAAAGACGUAGACUCCUGGCACAAAGAUCUGGCCUCGAAGGCACACCGGGCCAUCGCGAAAGGCAAGAAGGAUGCGCGAGCGUCGUACGUCAAAUGGAGCGAGCAUCUCCAGAAAGCCGGUUACAAGGACGUCACGCGGAACCUCGUGCGCAUGGACACGAAAUUGGACAUGGACAUUGACUGCCCGCCAAAGCCCGAGCGGCCCUAUUGGGACCACCCCAUAGAGUGGAUGGAGUCGAAUCUCCGUCCUGAGGUGGCCGCGCGUGAGUUGCGCACGUGGCACGCGAGCGAAAAGGCGUGGGCGGACUUCCGCAAGGACAUGGCGGCGUUCAGUGAUCCUUUCGAGGACCGUCAGUGUCUCCAAGACGAACUGUCCACGCUGUUACAGUCCGUUUGUUUCGAGGGGAGUCCGGUGAAGAGCCCGCGGGGAGGUGAAGAGCCGGGCCCCGAGAUGGGCGGCGGUCAAUUACCCUAUCCGUUUUGUGAGGCGGCGUUCCUCGAAGAGUUUGUCAGCCCCUUGUUCCAGCGGGAGGAAGAGGAAGAGGAACAUGGGUCCAAGGCAACGCUAACGCUGGUCGAUCGACUGAUCAGGAGCGAAGAUACCGCCAUGGAUAUCCUUGCCCUUGUGGACGCCGUGGAGGAGGAGUGGCGGAAAUUGGUCGCUUGUGCGUGA